GUGAAUGGCAACAUCAUAUGUUUGGCAAAACGUGGAUUUCAUUUGCGGAGAACUUUUUAAACGGCAAUUUUGAAUUAAAAUGGGCAAGGAUCGCGGCAGGGGACGCAGGAACCAUCACUCAGGGCCCUACAACAAGAGCAACUGGCGUGGCCAGAAGAAGGAUCGCCCUCAAAACAAUGGAGGCCAACGCAACAAAACUACACCACAACAGAAAUCCACGCUGCGUGAGAACCAAGUGGGCAUUACAGAGUUCACCAAUCCGGAGGCACCUGGUUUCACGGGCAUCCUCAAGUCCCGGUUCUCUGAUUUUCACGUAAACGAGAUUGAUAGCACCGGAAAAGUCCUGGAACUUAAUGAUCUAAGUGUGCCAAAAGUGGCCAUUGUCGCUGUGGCCGAAAAAGAACUGGACAACUGGCGGCAGGAACUGGAGGCAGUGAUUGGUCCUGAAGAUUGGCAGGAUAUUGCCAACUUGGCGGAGGCCAAACACGACCCAAAGCUCGAUCAAAAGGUGGAGAUCGACGUUACAAGUCUGGACAAGGAGCAGCGCACACAAGUCCAUCAGCUAGUCAAGCAGCUUUACAAGGGUAAACUGCUGUCCACCACCAUUGGACAGCAACAGGUUAAACCCAAAGCACCAGAGAAUCCGCCCCUGGAGGAAAAGGAUGCUGCUAAGGAUGAAACACCAGCUCAGGAAGAUAACCAGUCACCAGGAGAGAAGAAAACUAUAAGGAUAAUUAAACCAAAGCCAGGACGUGGCGAUAAUAGAUGGAACUUUCCAGGGGAUUAUGUUACGUUCCUGGUGCACAAAACAAAUUUGGUGACCAGUGAUGUGGCCUCUACUCUGGCCGCACGAUUACAUCUACGACCUUCCCAGGUCAACUACAGUGGCAUUAAGGACAAGCGGGCCAAGACCACGCAGAAGUUCUCCAUUAAACGCCGUACGCCGGAGAGCAUCUUGAACGCAGCUCGCUGCCAGCGAAAUGUCCAAAUUGGAAACUUUGCAUUCCAGUCCAAUACACUCAAGUUGGGAGAUCUGCAGGGCAAUCGUUUCCGCAUCGCCCUGCGGCACAUAGCCAAGGAGAAACGGGGCGAGAUCGAAGUGGCUCUGGAAUCUCUGCGGGAACGGGGAUUUAUCAACUACUAUGGACUGCAGCGGUUCGGCAACAGUGCCAGCGUGCCCACCUAUGAAGUGGGUGUGGCCCUACUCAAGAGCGAUUAUAAACUAGCCUGCGAACUGAUCCUCAAGCCGCGCGACUCGGACGUGGAGUUCAUGCGUCCCAUCCGCGAGGAGUGGCUUAAAAAUCGCGACUCGGCGGCGGCAGCUGCAAAGAUCUACGGGGACAAGUUCAUUGAGAAGAAGCUGCUGGACGGCUUGGCUAGAUUUGGGGAAUCGGAUUACUCCUCGGCACUGCGGCAGAUACCACGCAACAUGCUUAUGCUGUAUCCACAUGCCUACCAAAGCCUGAUCUUCAAUAGGAUUGCCUCCAGAAGAAUUAGGGAGUUUGGCCUGAAGCUGAUACCGGGAGACUUAGUUUAUGUGGAGCAGGAGAAGUCUGUAGACGGUGUGGAGGAGCAAGUGCAGCAGACGGAGGAUUUGGAGGAGCAAAAGGAAGCUGAGACUUCCGAAGAUUUGCCAGAAACUGUUGAAGAGGAGGAAGCCAUCGAAGAGGAAUCGCUUUUCAAGCGCAAGGUUCGCCCACUAACUGCUGAGGACAUCGCCAGUGGCAAGUUCCAACUGUCCGACGUGGUGCUGCCUCUGCCGGGACACGACAUCACCUAUCCCAGCAACGAAUGCGGUGCCUGGUACGAGGAAAUGCUGGCCGAAGUGGGUCUCUCCUCGGAUCAGCUUAAGCACAAGGAGAAAACAUAUGCUUUAACGGGGGCCUAUCGCAAGAUGAUCAUAUCCUCCAGCGAUCUCAAGUGGAGCUUCAGGCUGUACAACACGCCAGAGGACACCCUGAUUGCCUCCGACUGGGAGCUGCUAAGGAACAUUCCAGUGACACCAGAGCCCGCUGAGGAUGAGGCUAAGUAUCUGGCACUAUUGCUGGAAUUCUCGCUGCCCACGGCCGCCUAUGCCACCAUGUUUCUGCGCGAACUCUUAAAGCAGGACACAUCCUCAGCCUCGCAAACGCAGUUGGAGAAGGAGGCCAUGUGUAAGGGGGAAACCGAAAAGGAGGUGGAAGCCAUGGAGGAGGAAGUGCAGGCAGCCAAGGAGGCGGAAAUUGAGGGGGAAGUGCAGGCCAACUGAGAUACCAAAAAUCAAUAUGCUAAGGGAAAUCAAUUUUACGCGCGCUUUGUAUCCAACUUCAAACCAACCACAACAAUAACAAAUGCGCACGUGAGGACAAGGGCUGCUCUCUCGAAUCCUCUCUUUCUCUCUCCCUCUCUCUUCGCUCUCUUCGGUCUCGCUCCCUUUCUGCCUGGGAGAGUCCUUUGGUCCUGUCCCUUUGGCUCUUUGGCUGGCGAUUUCAUUCGUUCGGUGGCCAGCAAUGUGAAAGCUCGAAACGACGCGCUGCGCAGUUUUCCCAGCUCAAAAGUCCAAGUCGCACGGUUUUCCACCAGCGUUCUCAAUGAAGAGCAAUAACAAACUAUCAAUUAACAAUAAAUAAUAAAAAACUGCGGUACCCCCAAAACCCAGGGACUCGAUCCAGUGCAUCCAACGGAGAUAUUAAAAGCAAAAUAAAUAAAAAACAAGGAAGAGAGCCAAGGUGAAUUACCAGUUAAAUGUAGCAUUUAAACGUUUUGGGCGCGUAUUUUGAAAACCCAUUUAUUUAGGCGUAAGUAUAUAAAAUCGAAUUGUUAACAAAUCAGUCUAUAAUUAUAGAAGCGGACAACAACAA
Drosophila gunungcola (fruit fly) is the source of this 2840-nucleotide messenger RNA. RefSeq names its product pseudouridylate synthase 7 homolog (gene Pus7). Gene Ontology annotation, cellular component: nucleus. Gene Ontology annotation, molecular function: pseudouridine synthase activity; RNA binding. Gene Ontology annotation, biological process: pseudouridine synthesis. NCBI's taxonomy places the organism in Eukaryota, Metazoa, Arthropoda, Insecta, Diptera, Drosophilidae. The record is from RefSeq and is a predicted model, not a curated record.